AUGCUGGCCAUAUUGCCUCUUCAGGAGCUCUCUCAAGUCAGUCUGGGCAAGGAUAGCACAUUCCGUGCCGCUUGCGAGUACAAGCUUUUCUGCGACACCUUCGCCGUGGACGCCCAGCCCUACCCAACCUGUCACGACUCGAACUGGGGCCCGGCCUGGCCGCAUGUCCAGUACUACGGGCUCGAGCCGAGCCACGAGGAGGGCGUGCUCAGCGUAUCCGCACCCGCCGCACCCGACGGCACGAUUGUUCCCGUCACUUCGCAGGUAUGCAGGUCUGCCUACACAUGCUCUCCUCUUUAG
This is a messenger RNA of Protopolystoma xenopodis, 300 nucleotides long. Lineage: Eukaryota; Metazoa; Platyhelminthes; Monogenea; Polystomatidea; Polystomatidae. The record is from the annotation of a GenBank genome assembly.